CGGUCGUCUGAACUCAAAACUCUCCCUUCAAUUCUAUCUUAUCUCAAUCGUUUCAAACGGAACAUCAAAACGGGUUUCUUAAGUAGUACAGUACUGGAAAAACUAUUCGAUAUUGAACAAGAUAACUAGUUUACCUUUUCGAUGCUUAAAUCGAUGUAAAGUUGUAUCAAGAACGUCCCUCUGCCUCGGUGUCCGAGGCCGGGGUCUGUACUGUUUGUACGACGAAUGGCCGUGGUCAACAAGUCUCCGGACCUCCGUUGGACGAAAAGGUACAGGCUCUUCUGCCUGGGCGGCUUGGCAGUCCUGUCCAUCCAGCUCUUCCUCGCCUACCUCUUCUUCGCCGUCGAAUCCAACAGCGAGACCCCUACCCAGGAGUACCUGUCUGGAAAGGGCAGGCUCAACCUGGAGGUGUUGGAUGAGCACAAUGGACUUGAAAAUUCUAGGAGAUUAAGAGACUCAUAUUUAGUCAGUGAUGACGAUGACGAUGAUUCUUUAGGAAACAGUAAUGCAAUAUAUAAUAAAGUCAAAGUCCCGCCUGAUAAAGUGGACUCAAAGUCGAACAAAGUGCCUAAAAUUAGCAAAUUAGGGGAAGGAAACAAGACUGUUACACUGCGAAUUGAAGAAUUGGAUUUCACACCUAUGUGCGAUAUUCGCAAUAAAGAGGCAAUAUCAGCGAUACACAGGGCGAGCACACAGAACUGCAAACAGCAAAUCGCCAACACGACGUGCCUUGUCCUCUCGGGGGACCUUUACCCGCAACUGCUUCCGCACAAAUGUCCGGCUGAAGGUCGCAAGGGUAAGCCUUUAGGAUGUUACCAAGACGAUAAGAUAUCGCGACUGCUCAAAGAGUACUAUAUCAACCUCAAGUCGACCAACUCGCCGGAAAAUUGCAUCAACAUCUGCCUACAAUCUGGAUUUCCUUAUGCAGGAGUUCAAUAUGGGAGUGAAUGUUUCUGUGGAGUGUCUGAACCGUUGUCUUCUGCAAAACUUCCUGACUCGUCUUGCAACAUGAAAUGCCCUGCGGAUGCUCGCCAGGCUUGCGGAGGUUUCUACACAGUAAACAUAUAUCAAACUGGAGUAGCUAAAUUGUCCAAAGAGCCAAUAAUCGAGACCUGGAGCAAGAAACGUAAUGAAAACAACGCUGAAAGUAAGGUCCGUAUCGUCUUCCUGCUCAUGCUGAAUGGCAGGGCUGUAAGGCAAGUCAAAAGGCUCAUCAAGGCCCUGUUUCACACUUCCCACUUUUUCUACAUCCACGUAGACGCUAGGCAAGAUUACAUGAUGCGAGAACUUUUAGAGCUUGAGAUGCGCUUUUCAAACAUCCGACUGUGCCGGAGACGCCAGGCGACGAUCUGGGGCGGUGCUUCUCUUCUUUCUAUACUUCUCCAGGCGAUGUCCGAACUAGUCGAAAGCGGCUGGCAGUGGGAUUUUGUCAUAAAUCUAUCCGAAAGCGACUUUCCAGUCAAGACGAAUGAGCAGUUGGUGAAUUUUUUGACUGCAAACAAGGAAAGGAAUUUUGUGAAGUCACAUGGCCGUGAAGUACAGCGGUUUAUACAGAAGCAAGGCUUAGAUAAGACUUUCGUCGAGUGUGACAACCACAUGUGGCGCAUCGGGGACCGUAUCUUGCCGACUGGAAUCGUUGUGGACGGUGGAAGUGAUUGGCUAGCUCUUUCAAAGCCAUUUGUUGAAUACUUGGCUAAAAAUCAGAAUGAUCCACUCAUUCAGGGUUUAAUCACUAUUUUUAAAUACACCCUUCUUCCUGCAGAGUCUUUUUUCCACACUGUACUGCGUAAUUCUAUAUACUGCAAUAGCUACGUUGACAACAAUUUGCACAUAACCAAUUGGCGGAGAAGGCUUGGCUGCAAAUGCCAGUACAAACACAUUGUCGAUUGGUGUGGUUGUUCGCCGAACAAUUUCAAAACCGAAGACUGGCAACGGAUAUUGGCGACUGAAAACAAACCAGUUUUCUUUGCAAGGAAGUUUGAACCUGUGAUCAACCAAGAGGUCAUAAACCAUCUCGACACGUGGCUGUACGGGAACUACCCAAAGAACCUUCCAGGCCUUGACAAAUACUGGCAAAGUAUUUACAAUUCAAAAGACAUCAGCCCUUCUCCUGAUGAUACCCUCAUUUCCCUCGGGCACAGCUUAACAAGAUCUUCGAUCCGUGCUGUACAAAAAAAUUGUUCACUCUCAAUGGUCAAACUCCUCGAAAUUAUUUCUUACUAUGAAUCUAAUACGUACAAAGGUAGUUUAAUCUUCUUUGAAGCAAAAUCACGCCUCAAUAGUAAAUCUUUGAAAAUUGAAAGUUGGAUCCAGCAUGUUGAACACUUUGUUAUUCUUAACAACUCCGCACCAUCUAGUCGGAUAAAAAAUGUUUUUGUGAGCUCGGAUUUUGACCAAAAGGAGCAGACGUCAAGGAACAACCUGAGGACGAUUGGCCCGUUCACCGAACCGACGGCCAUUGUCGAACUCAACCCCGGUGAGACGCUGUUCAACAUAACAAUCCUCUGGAUAGAUCCGAUGGCAAAUAUAGCUGCGAUCCAAGAUUUUAUUAUGGAAGACUCUGUCAAUGUAAAUUUUGUCAAACCUCUUUUGAAAUCUCCCCUUUUACCCGGCGUCUGGACAGUCAAGCUAGUUUGGAAGUCUAACAUUUUUGCUCAAACAUACUUCCUCGUUGUUCCUUUAGAGAUUGUCUCAGGAUCGCCUAUAAACCUCCAACAGACGCAAUUUUUACAUGGGGGACCAGGGGAAAGGUAUGUAAAACAAAACAAUGAUUGGGCCAAGAUCGUCGGAAGCCAGGGCGAGAAUAGAAGUGCCCUUGAAAGGAGGGCAUUUAGCAACAGCAAACGAGUCGGGAAGGAUUUGAACAUAUGGAUUGAUUCCCUUACUAACAGGUUUUACCAAAUCGUGGAAACGUGUACAACGUCCGUUUCGGAAAUGUGUGGCCUUGAGAACUGCAAGAAGACAAACUGGAGCUCCCUCUCACCCGAUCCAAAAUCCAACAUGAACAUGAUCGAAAAGACAGGAAGGAUAAUCAGGUGGUGAUGAGUUUUUAAAAGCAUCCGACCGACCUUGGAGCCCAGAGAAGAAGCAGCGUUGCAUAAAUGUGAUAUUAAUUUGUAAGGUUGAUAUCAACAUAUAUUAUUGUUAUGAGGCAGAAACUGCUCAUUAGAUAUUCCAAAGUGUCUUUGUUAUUGAUAAUUAAAUGCCGCUGCUUCAACCUGAUUCGAAAACCGUGCCAUAUCAAGCAGAGCCAUAUCACUUUUGUUAGAUUUAACAAUUGGACCAAACAGGUUGGCUUUAGUUAUUAAGUAGCGUAAGUAAUUAUUAAUAAUUAAUAAAACUGCUUCUUUUUAAAAUUAUUUUUGGUAAAAUUGCUUUAACAGUUAUUAACUUUUUUCAUUUUUUUAUUUAUUUAUUUAUUUUUUUUUUUAAAUGAUUCAGUGGCUAGGGGAAAUAACUUUUGACAUUCCUAAUCGUUUUUAGAUAGUUUACCAACACAACACACAGUCACACAGCUAGAAAAUGGUUUAAAAAAAUCAAUAAAUAAAUAAAAUUAAACAAAUCCAUUUAUAAACUUAGUUUAAAUUUGUAGCUUAAUUAGUUUCUCACAAUUGAAAUAUUCAAUUCGUGAGACGAGAUAUGUAAACGUGUAGUUUGACCACUUCCGACUGUAUCAUGCAUUUUUCUGUGUUGAUUUCAUCUUUUUUGUUGGUUUCUAAUUUAACGAAGUGACAAAACACAACUGCUCACGAACGUAGCAAGAAUAAUGCAGAUCUGAGACGAUAAUAAUUCAGCGUAGUUUUACAUAUGUUAUAUAGUUUAUACUCAGCACGAAUUGUCAGCACAGUGGUAAAAAAUGAACACAAGGAUAGGAUACAGAAGAGAGAUCACAGAUUUAAAUGAAACUUUUUUUUUUCAUAAUGCUAGGUUGAAAAA
Messenger RNA from Cimex lectularius (bed bug), 3936 nucleotides. It is a transcript of the gene oxt, whose product is annotated as xylosyltransferase oxt. Gene Ontology annotation, cellular component: membrane. Gene Ontology annotation, biological process: chondroitin sulfate proteoglycan biosynthetic process; heparan sulfate proteoglycan biosynthetic process. Bases 226 to 3042 code for a protein of 938 amino acids. The transcript is spliced from 17 exons. The record is from RefSeq and is a predicted model, not a curated record. Gene Ontology annotation, molecular function: protein xylosyltransferase activity. Lineage: Eukaryota; Metazoa; Arthropoda; Insecta; Hemiptera; Cimicidae.